This is a messenger RNA of Exophiala dermatitidis NIH/UT8656, 5625 nucleotides long. RefSeq lists its product as uncharacterized. NCBI's taxonomy places the organism in Eukaryota, Fungi, Ascomycota, Eurotiomycetes, Chaetothyriales, Herpotrichiellaceae. The coding region runs from base 442 to 2976 and encodes 844 amino acids. The record is from RefSeq and is a predicted model, not a curated record. The transcript has 2 exons.
GGCUGCGUCUGUGCUCACUGACUGCGCUGCAUCUUGGUUUUGGGGCCGCUUUGUCAUUUCAGCCUUCCAACAACACAGCACAUAACUCAAACGUCUGUAACAGCCACGCUUGCACUCUCCUUCACUGUCCAUGGCUGCUCCAACCACCACUUGAGGCGGUUGGCCACAAACUGGAGUGAAGUUUGGGCACGUAGUUGUUUGCAUCCUAUUUCAAGCGCCUUAGUGAACCUCUUCGAAUGCUGACAUCGCCAAAUCAUCCGUUGGUGCCGGCGUUGCCCACUCUCCCGCUUCAACUCUCGACCACCUUCAACGACACCUUUGACCCCGCGCUCAACUGACGGAUUAACGGAUCAGAUUCGAUCUAAUCUGCUUUAUUUAUGACACGGUCAUGAUACCAGACUAGCCUUGCCUUUGAAGCACCUACGAACAUCAUCGACAAAUAUGGGAAAUACGCCUUCUGUCCCGCACGGGCAGCCUGAUGACGGACAGUUGGAAGAGCUAGGACAUACACGAACCGCCACACAGCGAUGGCGUGAUGACUUUGGAGGCGAUGGGAGAAGUUCGCGCAUAGGAAGACGGAAUCCUCAGUCUUUGAGGAUGGCCGGACAGAGAGCCAGCUCACUUUAUGACACAUUCCGAAAUCACAGAUCUGCAGACUCAGUCAAUGCUCGACCAAGCGCAGGCCGUCCGGUAUCCGGUGAAGUUGGCUACGAGCAGGAGAAUAGGCCACUAGUUGGUGGAGGGGAUGUCGAGAUGAUGGACACAAUACGAACACCCAUUACUUCCCUGCCUACAUUUCGAAGACGGACAGCCAUGUCUCGGCUCGGAUCGCGACUGCUACCAGAGUCUGUUGCUAGAAGCAUAUUGAAUAGUGGCGAGGAAACUGCGCAGGAGGGCGAGGCACUGCGAAAUGCGAUGGUCGAAGGUUCACGAACGUCCAUUUAUGAGAUGCCGCAUGGCGAAGCGAGCGGUCGGGUAUCCUUGACAGGCUCGAUUCGAAGACGAGGCGACAACCGUUCCCACCUCAGGCGCCGUGCUAUACGAGGACCAUACCCCCUUUCACAUGAAAGACAGGAAUCCUUCGAGAACGGGAGCUCAAGGGGUGAAUCUUUGGACCGUGUUCGAAGAUUAUCCCCGCCCGCCGUUGACUCUGUUCGACCGCGGAAUCGAUUCAGUCGAAUCCGGAGCUCCGUUUCUAUUUCCUCCAGGAUUUCUAGCAUGUUUGGCCACUCAACGGAUCAGUUCGAGACCACCCUAGCAGGACGAGAUAUUUCCCGCGGACCGAUCAGUGACUCUAUGACCAACGGAUCAAAUCACUCACUUCCCUCGUUGCAAUCCGUCGACCCUCGUCAUGACGGCGAGGAAGCUCCGCAUGAGCUGGAUGCAGUCGAGCCAGAGGCUCGUAACCUCCUGUCAGGAGGACGAGUUACUUCCGGGAUGAGCACUAUUAGGCGCUUUCAGCCAGGCUUGCGAUCACGAUCGACCCGACUCAUUCGUCGAGGUGAACACCCACCGUUGUCGCAGGUCCUUCAACUGGCAGCUGCCGCCAUUGCAGCCCAGCUUUCAGGUCAUGCUACCACUGGUCACCCCGGUGGACGCCAUACCGGGGGCGGUGAUACAUUUGACGGCAACAUACAAGAUUUUGUUCAGACACUGCAAGAUGCGGCAACAGCACAAUCAGGGGACAAUCUCGAUGGAAGUGCAGCCGACGGUGAACUACCACCGGUCAAUUUUAUGAGAGUAUUCCAGUUUCCCAAUGACGAGAACGGUUCCCCUAUCGCUUCCCAAGCACAAUCCAGAGAUGUUGAUCAGAUGGACCUGGAUUCGAUCCCAGGAGCGGGCGAGAAUGACCGGUCCGUGACGUUGGUCCUUGUUGGCGUCCGCUCGCUGCCUCAUGGGCGUGAUCACUCCGGUGGCGACAACGGCACCCUGGGCCCAAGCCUGGACACUCUCUUGAGCCUGCCAUUCCUACCGCCUACAAAUGUCCUUCGCAACGGCAGUUCUGGCGCACUGUUUCGUCGAUCAGAGGGAAGAGCACGAUCAAAUCCUCGAAGACAUUCCAUGACAAAUUUUAGCUUCCCUGCACAGCAUGAGACUCAACGACAUCAGCGGAGUAGGACGAAUGUGAAUCGAUCUUCGAAUCAUUCAGACCGAAAUGUGCCGACAACCCCUGAAGCGGGCGGUGCCUCACAUCUGAUAUCGGAAAGCCCACCAGGCCCUAAUCCUCCUCCAUCUACUCCAGCAGAUAUUAGGAGUGGUCAGGCAACACCCAUCCGUCGACCGUCUUCCGCUUCGGCUGUACAGAAUCCAGUUCUCCCGGAUCUUGCAGAAGACCGCCCCCAACAGGAGGACCCAGAGAGCUCCUCACACGAACCAGCUUUCAAUGCGGCUCGACAGCGAAGGCGGAGUGACUCGGAAUUCGCUCGUCGCCCAGAGCUGGGAUCCGGUUCAGCGAGACGAAACGGGGUGGUGGAGCCUGAUCAUCCUUCUUCAGGGGUCGCUCGCAGUUGGUUGAUUUAUGUUGUUGGCACGAAUGUUUCACCGGAUCAUCCAGCUUUCACCAUGCCCAGCUUGUUUACGGACAGCCCGUCGUACGAAGAUAUGCAGUUACUGUCUACCCUCCUUGGGCCAGUCAAGCCCCCUGUGGCGACACAGGAGGAUGUGAGCUCCGCCGGGGGCUUGUAUCGGUUGGUGGUCCAGAACGACAGCUUCGUUGGUGAAGCUAUCACUGAUGGUGAUGCAACUUCUAUCAUUGUCAACGCUGGGGAGCGUUGCCUCAUCUGCCUGUCCGACUAUGCAGAUUCAGAAGAACUGCGUCGGCUUGAUAAGUGCCAUCACUUAUACCAUCGCGACUGUAUCGAUGAGUGGCUCACGACUGGCCGUAACAGUUGUCCGAUGUGCCGGGGGCAGGGUGUGCCGGAGAAAGCGAGAGCUUCCAAUGUUCCUCCCAGUUCCCCCAUGCCGACCACGAUAUGAUACUGCAGCUUGGAUCGUUCACUCGAUCGAAAGAUGGUCUCUCAACUCAUGAUACCCGACGAACUACUUCCCAGCAUAUCCCGGAACGACUUUCGACACUUGCACGGUUGGGUAGCUGUGGCUCUGUUUCCAAUACGGCGCAUAAUUGAUUUGAGGCGUGCACCAAAGCGGGCAACGUCUCCUGAGUUGGGCUGUGAGCUGGGUCUCUGCCAACUGACUAUUGGAAGCUACGAAUGCAUCUGGAUGUCCCAGGUCAGACACGAAUUUGCUUGCGCGUUUACAUACCCCAGCAGUGUUGUGUUUAGAGUCAGAUUGUUUCGAGGUGGUCUCUUUUUUUGCACUUGGCUUGUAUGCUCUUCAUGACCUGCAAUGUACACCGACUCGGAUUGGUGCAAUGGCUGCCUGCUUUGAGACGCAAGGGGAUCCUUGUAAUAUGAAAGGCACCGUGCCACUGCAUGCUUUUGACUCCUCCAUAAUGCAUACCUUUACCCACUAGUAUUACUGCAUCACUGCUUCGAUCGAUCCGAAACUGGCGGCCCACAACGGCAGCCGCUGCUCCAACUUGAAGUGCAUUAGACCCUAUGUCAUGUGCCUACCGAAGGCGUUGUUGCUGUGCUGAACCAGCGGCCCACAGACCUCAGUUGUAGAGAGUGAUUUGAGGGACAGCGACCCUAUACAACCCCGGACAUGGUGCCACGUCAACGCAGCUCCAACUAUCCCGCACUUCCAGCGUACCUUACUAGUAGGCCGUGGUCAGGACUCUAAACUGCCUUCAAAAUCAGGCCAGUGAGUAGCAAUUCUGGGUACCAGGUACACAUGGCCUCAGAGACUGCUCGAAGAAUGCACAAGGAUUUCUUUCUCAACAAUGUUCCUAACUUGACCAGACCGUUCUGGCAAGUUCACUGAAUGAUCAUGGAAACGUGCCUCUCCGCGUCGUGAGGAAAUGGCCGAUAAGAGGAUCCAGAUGAUGGUGGAGUGCAGGGGCUUCCGCUCACGCUCUGUGCAACAUGAGGACUGUCACCGACCUGUGAGGUCGAGGACGGUAGAGGAGGGUGGGAAGGAUCACAGGCAAGCUGCAGGAGGACAAUUACUGGAGAGAAUACUGCUCAUCGAUCGCUGUCAAUGUCAUUCAUUAUUGUUCAUUAUUACCUGGGAUUAGGUGCUAGUACCACAGGACGAACAUGGUUGUUAUGCGGCAUGAAAUGUGUCCUACUGCCGCUGCCUGCGCCUUCACCUCGAAGUGGCGUCCAUCAUCCUGCACCUGUUCUCCCCUCCAAGUCACCAUCAGCGGACCCUCCCUUGUGCCUCCCUUCUACUACUGCUACUACUCGAAGCAACUUGAACGACGCUCUCCAGAGUUCUGAAUACCGUCCAUCAGGGGAAAUCACCCGUCUUUUCUCUAGGCGGACGAUAGCGCUUGACAAAAUCCAUAUCAUUCCAUCUAUUCAUAUCGUUGAAAAGCCACGCCCUCCCCUGUGGAACUGUGCCAAAUGAAGCGUGGGCCCUAUCUUUAGACACUGGCCUCAUUGCCGUCGGCCCAAACCGUCAUGCUCAUCUCAGGGCCGACACUAUUGCUAGGCUGGCUUCAAGUCUGAAAGCCACCAAGAACCUGCGAAAGAUUCUACGGGGCCAGCUAAAAGUGAUCCCCAUCCCACAACCCCAAGUGGGAGCUGUGUGAGAUGGGUGGUGGAAACAGCCCCUGGCCCCCUGCUGGCGAACUUCCGACUUUUGCAGCUCCCGUUGCUGCUGCGGCCCGUAUUGAAGCUAGAAACGGCCAACUCUAGAAUCCAAGCCGCAGGUUAUGUUUCGGGAUUAUCGGCAGGCAUGAGAACAACCACUGGCGUCAGGGAUUUUUGCAGCCUGAGAGAUAUGGGUCUACGUCCUCCCACAGCGCCAAUUCGAGUACCUUCCCUCUUGCAGUGGAAGUGGCCGCCCAUGUGGAUAUUCUUGUGGGCAGAAAAAGGAUCUACAACAUGGCUUGAGCCACAAAAGACUCUGAAAGUAAAAUUGGCUUUCGACGCUGUACGGUGCUGCUGCAACCCUUACUAUGCAGCCAGCACAAGGUGGGCUCGUUAUUCGUCCGCCCAUUGCAAUUGGCUUUAUUGGACCUCUCACGGCACAUCACUGAUCAUGUCGACGCCUAUAUGCACUAAAGUUAACCCUGGUCACAAUAGUUCAUCUUGAGCGCCGACCGAGCUUGACCAGCGAAACUCUCUUGUCCGUCGAAUCAGCGAAUGAGCAGGCGUGGACGAGCGGACAACGGCAAGAUUGGCUACAUAGAACCAUACACCCUCGCGCCAUCCCUAUCUCCGUUGGACAACGGGUAUGCAGCUCAAAUUUCACUCCCACUUUGCGUUCCGCGACCGCAGGACCUGUGCAGGCAACGAGCUUACCGGCAGAUCGUAUCACUCCGAUAAACAUGACAACCGGGCAUAUGCCACUCAGUUAUGAGCAAGAACCACGGAUGUACAUAAACCUAGGAGUUCUUGCACAUGAACGUUGCCCCCAACUUACAGCGGUAAGGUAGUAACUACAUACUUCCAAUGCUCGAGACACAAGCAUGUAUACUACAGCUUAUAGUCCUAGCAGGGAGUUGCUCUAGGAGCCACUAAUCAAGAAGGCUAACAUAUCCCAACCAUGCUGGUGGAC